AGUUCAGAUCUGUUUCCCUCUCUGUCUUACACUCAUCAUGUUCAAGCUAAAUCGAGUGGCCCUACUCUUCAUUCGGCUAUUAGUGAUGUGGCAUGUCUUUGCAGAAAUUGCUAAAGACGACCACAGAGCUUUGCUAGUGUCCACAGGAGAUUCGGUGAUGCUGACUUGCAACAUAUCCAAGACAAAUGCAACACUGAUCACCUGGACCAACAACAGAUCUGUUUUUCAAUAUUCCAUUGUGCUGAAUCGCAGCAAUUCAAAUUUCUCAUUUCAUAGACUGAAAAUAAAUCAUGAGUUCCCUACAGAGCUAAUUAUUUUUAGUGCUGAACCUGAAGAUGAAGGACUUUAUACAUGUAACAUAACAGACAGACGUGGCAUAAACAGCAUUACAUGGAAUUUAACUGUGUCUGAGAACCGAGAAGAAUCCACUUCAUCAAAGUAUCUUCUACACAUUCUCCCACCUGCAGUUGGAUUGUUAUUAUGUGGCAUCACACUAGCUGUCUUCCUCUGCAGAUGCUGCUCCAGGACCCCGAACCACGACCUUCAUGAGAUCAGGACCUUGAGUUUUGUCCAGUAUCAUGUUCAGCUGGAAGGAAAGGUGGUCCCUCCACAACCUCAAAGUUUUGCAGUGUACAGGACAGGAAUCACUUUGAGACGCUCUGUUCAAUCUGUGGCUUUUAGUGUGCUGACAAGAAGAAAGUCCAGAUAAAAGCUGAAAAGGAAACAAGGUAUAGAGUGGAAGGAGAGCUCAGGAGAAAGGUCACACUGAGUUGGAAAACAAAACAUUACACAUUUCUUUGAAACCUCAUAUAGACAUCUUUUUUCCCCUUUUGUGUAUAAUUUUAUGAGUUACAGAAAGUUAGGCUUUGGCUCUUGAUUAUUAUUAUUAUUACCUGAUUAUUUUCAUGAAGCUGAAAGUGGAUAUAUAUACAAUUUCCAAUAAGUAUAUAACAAGCAUAAAACUAAAGUCAUUCAGAUUAUGUCUGUUGUGUAAAGAUCUCCAGGUAACUUGCUGGUGAUCUGGACUGACAUUUGUGUUGCUACAACUAACACUUUCUGUAUCAGCAAAUAAUAUCUGAACAUUUGACAUUUUUGGUUAUUUAUCUGACACUGUUGUCUCACAGCAAGAAGAUCUUGAGUUUGAAUCCACCAUCUGACCGUGACUUUUCUCUGUGGAGUUUGAAUGUUCUCUCCGGAUACUCUGACUUCCUCCCACAGUUCAAAGACAUGCUGUUAGUGACAUUAGGUUAAUUGGUGAUUGCACAUAGGUGUGAAUGUGAGUGUGAAUGUCUGUUUUCAGGUUCCAGCUCAAAAACCUGAAUCGCAUCUGUUAUGACACGAUAUGUCACCAAAUUGACAUGUUGGUUAGCUCUAACUGGAUAAGCAUGAUUUAAAAGAUGGCCUUAAACUUUUGUGUGUCUGAAGUUAAAACUGAGUUUUUAUUUUCAAAAUGUCUUUUUCUUUUUAUACAAAUAAGUGGCUUGUUGUUGCAACAUUUUUACCUGUGCUGGAUUACGGAGAUAUUCUCUAUUUGAAUGUUUCUGCUCAAUGUCUUCGAAUGGUUGAUAAUGUCUCUCAUGCUUCUCUAAGGUUCAUCACUAAUCGUAAGUUUCAGACUCUGAGUUAUACUGUCAGGUAGGAUGGCCUGCUUUGGCCAGUUGGAGGAACUCUCACCUAUACAGUUUUAUAUAUAAGACAAUACUUGGAUUUCUGGCUUCCUAUACAUGUUUCCUGCUUGCAAUGAAACAUGCUGGUCGUUAUUCUCUUCGUCUGCAAUGUUACUUGUUGCAUUCUGUUCCAUUUGCCCGAACUGAACUUAGCAAAAGAGCUUUUGUCUAUUUAGCUGCAGAGCGACUGGAAAAUGAAAGAAUUAAUUUCAUUAAGUGCU
This is a messenger RNA of Oreochromis niloticus (Nile tilapia), 1888 nucleotides long. RefSeq lists its product as uncharacterized. Bases 38 to 709 code for a protein of 223 amino acids. Lineage: Eukaryota; Metazoa; Chordata; Actinopteri; Cichliformes; Cichlidae. The transcript is spliced from 5 exons. The record is from RefSeq and is a predicted model, not a curated record.